Molecule: messenger RNA, 1497 nt
Organism: Monascus purpureus
Lineage: Eukaryota; Fungi; Ascomycota; Eurotiomycetes; Eurotiales; Aspergillaceae
Source: the annotation of a GenBank genome assembly
AUGGCUAUCAAGAAGACCAUGAUAGAACAUGACCCUGGCGAUGUCAGAAGGUUCUACGAAAUGAUCUGCUUCACCCGUUCUCUGAGCCCGGUGAGAGGUAACAGAAUCAAGCAGGUGUUUUCUGUUGAAAGUGACGGGUUUGAAAUCGCAAAAUGCCGGCGAGAUUUCGCCGACGCAAUCGCGUAUUUUUGCGCAUACAGAGCCAAUCCGGAUAAUGUCACUGCUGUAGCUCUAGGGAGAAAGAACACAAAAGUCGUCCUUUGGAUUGCAAGCAACGCAAAUGUCCCUGCAAAGGUGAUUGACUUCUUGAAUAAUAGUGCGCUCAACGUGGUGCAGAGGCUGGCAUGUGCAGACAUGAAGCAAGGGCAGUUACCUCCAAGCGAACACGAGACAGCUCUCAUGAUUCUGGGUAAAAUAUUGCAGUUUUCCAGGAAGAAAAUCUUCAAGUACUACAAACCCGCUAUUGCAGCGUGGAAGGAGAUUUGCAGAGUUGUGAAUCCCCAAGGUUCCGACAACACAAAUUCAGACCUAGCUACGCUCUGCGAAUGGUUUCAGAAGGAAUUCUAUAAGAGCGGCGUCAUGCUAGAGGAAUGCGACAUGCCUGACCUUGCUAUCAGUUGUUAUAUUGCACGUACGAAGAAGGCAUUUGACAUCCUCGACCAUGGCUCGGGCCAAGGCAACGAACAAAGCCUUGCCUAUGAGCGACUAUAUAAGUUGCUCAACAAACUAGGCAAGCACGUUUUGCUCUUCAAAAGAAUGGUGCACGCCAUCGUCGCUCUACGCCUUGACUUCCAGAAAGGCUUCGUAGUGGAGCCGAUUACUGCAUCCACUCCGACGCCUAUCCCUCUUCCACAGCUAAGCAAACGGACUAUGGAGAAGAUCAUAGCUCGUGUUUUCCCAAAAGAAGACGAAAGAAGUCGGUUUUACCAUCAUCUCAGCCAGUUUUAUAACAUGGAGGGAAUAUACCAGUCUCUGAAGUUGUACAAGGAAAAGGGUCGAGUUCGAGUCCACGCAGAGAUUUUAUUGAUUGACUACUUCGACAAGAUUGACGUGGACUUCCUCGAUAACGACGACAAGUACGUUGGCUGUAGCAAACCGGCAUGCUACCUUUGCUAUCAAUAUAUAAGCCAACAUCCGGAUCACUAUACACUGCCUCAGACUCACCAGAAACUAUACCAUGCUUGGUGUCUGCCUAUCGUACGAGCUAACGAUCGCAAUUAUACUGACAAGCUCAGACGGCACAAGCAGUUCCUAAAUCAAGUGACGGAAAACCUUCAGUCAGGCCUUCGGAAUGAGAUGCGGCAGCAGGUAGCUCCAAGAAAAUAUCAUGCAGACUCGACUGCAGGGGCAAGUUCAAUUGCCAAUAGCAAUAGAGCAAGACCAAUACCGAAGACCUCCGACCACUCUGUCCGUGCUUUGAUCCAAUUACUAAGCAAAGAGAUAAGUGCCAAGGACGAUGUUGACUUGGAAGAUGGGGGCGUUAUGCUUCACCGUUAA